Cuscuta europaea is the source of this 2563-nucleotide messenger RNA. The record is from the annotation of a GenBank genome assembly. NCBI's taxonomy places the organism in Eukaryota, Viridiplantae, Streptophyta, Magnoliopsida, Solanales, Convolvulaceae.
CCGGCCAAUAGCUAGCCACUCUUGGAUCGUCAUUUGUCGGCUGGCGAUGGCGGAAGAAGCAGGAUGUUGGCCGACGCGCCUCUUCUCUAAUUUCCUGCUGCUGUCUUUCAUAGUAACAUUGGGCCUAACGGAGGCGAGCUCCUCCGGGGGGCCGGUGUUCGCGUGCGACACCGAAAAGAACCCGGGCUUGAAGGCGAUGCGGUUCUGCAACCCGGCGGCUGACGUUGGCGGAGAAGAUCACGCUGUUGGGGAACAGCGCGGGGAACGUGAGCAGGCUGGGGAUUCCGGGAUACGAGUGGUGGUCGGAGGCCUUGCACGGCCUUUCCUACACCGGGCCGGGAAUCAAUUUCAGCAACCCUGCGGUGCCGGGUGCCACCAGCUUCCCCCAGCCCCUCCUCACCGCUGCCUCUUUCAAUGUGACCUUGUUCCGGGCCAUCGGGCAGGUGAUUUCGACGGAGGCGAGGGCGAUGCACAACCUGGGGUUGGCGGGGUUGACUUAUUGGUCCCCCAACAUGAACAUCUUUCGGGACCCGAGGUGGGGCAGGGGGCAGGAAGUUCCCGGGGAAGACCCCACCCUCACCGGGAAGUAUGCUGCGGCCUUUGUGACAGGGCUGCAACAAAGUGAUGAGGCCGGGGGCGCAGAAAAGCUCAAGGUGGCUGCUUGCUGUAAACAUUACACUGCCUACGAUUUGGAUGACUGGAAGGGCUUCCAGAGAUACAAUUUCAACUCUGUGGUAACAAAACAAGAUAUGGCUGAUACAUAUCAGCCCCCGUUCGAGUAUUGUAUUCGUGAGGGAAAGGUGGCGAGCGUGAUGUGUUCGUACAACAAGGUGAACGGUAAGCCUGUCUGUGGUGACUAUGACCUUCUCGCAGGUGUUAUUAGAGGCCAGUGGAAAUUGAACGGAUACAUAGUAACAGAUUGUGACUCUUUUAACGCCAUGUACAAUUACCAACACCUCACCAAAACACCAGAGGAGGCUGCAGCUUUGGGUUUAAAUGCAGGUGUGGAUCUGAAUUGUGGACCAUUCCUGGCCAAGUACACGCAAGGGGCAGUAGAUCGAAAACUAGUGAAGGAAUCUGAGAUUGAUAGAGCAAUCUCCAACAAUUUGGCGACUCUAAUGAGAGUUGGGUUCUUUGAUGGUGAUCCAAGAAAGCAAUUCUAUGGAAAGCUUGGGCCGAAUGAUGUGUGCACUGAGGCCCACCAGGAGCUGGCCCGUGAAGCUGCAAGGCAAGGAAUGGUAUUGUUGAAAAAUAGUGCUGGUUCCCUUCCUCUAUCCCGCAAUGGCAUCAAGUCCUUGGCGCUUAUUGGGCCCAACGCUAUCAACCCCUACACGAUGCUUGGAAAUUAUGAAGGGAAGCCAUGCAAGUACACAAGUCCAUUACAAGGCUUAACAGCGAUGGUUAGUAAGACAGAAUAUGCAUCAGGAUGUGAUAACAUCAAGUGUGGGACGGCGGUGCUGGAUGACGCAAAGAAGAUAGCAUCAGCGGCCGAUGCAGUGGUCCUAGUUAUGGGUUCCGAUCAGUCUAUAGAAACAGAAGCCAGGGAUAGAGUUAAUCUAACACUUCCAGGACAACAGUCAUUUGUGGUGUCGGAGAUAGCCAAGGUUUCCAAAGGUCCUGUCAUCCUUGUUCUCAUGUGUGGAGCUGGCAUGGAUGUGUCAUUUGCCGUUAAGGACCCUAAAGUCACGAGCAUUCUUUGGGCCGGAUUCCCUGGUGAAGCUGGCGGGGCCGCCAUUGCAGAUGUUCUGUUUGGAUAUCAUAAUCCAAGUGGAAAGCUACCAAACACAUGGUACCCGCAAUCAUUUGCUGACAGUGUUUCAAUGGUUGAUAUGCGGAUGAGACCCGACCCGAAAACUGCCUAUCCCGGACGCACUUACCGCUUCUACACCGGUUCAGUCCUUUUCAAGUUUGGGUAUGGGUUAAGCUACACCAAGUUCAAACACACCUUGGUCCGUGCUCCGGAAUCGGUUUCCCUUUCCCUCAAACCAGGGCAUUUCUGUCAAUCCACAACCUGCGAGUCUAUCGAGACCACAGAUGAAAUCUGCACAGGUUCCGCGUUUGACUUUCAGCUGAGUGUCAAGAAUGUGGGGACUGUGAGCGGGGCCCACACGGUUCUCUUGUUCUCCUCACCCCCGGCUGUCCACAACGCGCCACACAAACAGCUGGUGGGGUUCGAGAAAGUGGGUUUGAUUCCAAGCCAAGAAGAGAUGGUGACGUUCAGCUUGGAUAUUUGCAAGCAUUUGAGUGUGGUGGAUGAGUUUGGGAAGAGGAGAGUGGCGUUAGGACCUCACGUUCUUCACGCUGGCAAUCUCAAACACUCCUUGAAUGUGAGAGUUUGAUCGGGUUGAAGGCAAAAUAAAAUAACUUUGCGAUAGAGUCCCACAAGUUAGAGAACGGGAUGAGUUUGAAGGCAAAUUAUAAAACUUUCUCCAUUCUCCAUUCUUUCGAAUUUGUGUCUCAUCAAGGAUUAUUUUUUUAGCUUACUUCCAUUAUUAUUCAUAACUUGCUUCUUAAAUUUGUUUAGUUCCAUUUCCAAAAAUAAUCGUUUACUAGCAGGUUGGGG